Molecule: messenger RNA, 6230 nt
Organism: Astrephomene gubernaculifera
Lineage: Eukaryota; Viridiplantae; Chlorophyta; Chlorophyceae; Chlamydomonadales; Astrephomenaceae
Source: the annotation of a GenBank genome assembly
GUAGAAAGCUUCUGCGACGACGCGUGACCAACAACCUGACGUACUCCACUUACACUACUAGCCUAGUAGUCGCCGGUAUUGGUUGCCUAAGCAUACAUACAAGUCAUUAGAGAGGUUUAUCUAACUGUUACAUUGUUUCUCGGUCCUAGUGUUACUCAGAUAUCCCUUAAGGCUUUAAUGGCUACACUCGCAUCUACAGCAUCCUGCUGCCCGCACUGCAAUUAAAAUACUCGUUAAUGAAGUGUGGCGUCACUUGGGACACAUGGGAGCCUUCGGAACCCAACAUGCUCGGGAGUUCGCAAGCAGGAUGUCAAGAAGAUGUUUCAGCGGCCUACAAUAUGACACGCUGAACCUCUUCCGCCUGAUCGCAAAGCAUCCGUGGACGCUGGCGUAUCCACUCUUGAUGAUGGCGACACUCCUAGCGCUGGGGGUGUGGGGCGUAACCCAUGUGGCGAAAGUCGACAUCCGCGGAAACAAGGCCCAGGCCGGCGCCCUAGCAGUCGAGGUUGCUGCCGCCUACCGCCAGCAGCUCACGGUGGCCGCCUCCCCGCUGCUGUCUCUGGCGGCGCUGGUGCACCUGCACCCGCGCUACGAGUACCUGCAGAGCGCCUUUGCGCCCUUUGCAGCAGACAUGGCGCAGCAGGUUCCCGGUCGGCCGCUGCGCAGUCUUCAGCUGGCUCCCGCGGGGGUGGUGCGCCUGGUGGAGCCGCUGGCGGGGAACGAGGCGGCGUUGGGGCUGGACCUGUUCGCAGACCCCUGGGAGCGGGAGGGCGCAGUGAGGGCGGUGGCUGAGCGGACCCUCACACUGGCUGGCCCGCUGGCCUUCAAGAAGGGCGGCUCGGGGGUGCGCAUGCGGCUGCCCGUAUUCGUAAACGCCAGCAGCAACAGCAGCAGCAGCAGCGCUGGUGGUGGCAGCAGCAACAGCAGCAGUACUAGCAGUGGGAACGUUACAGUGGAGGAAAUGUCUUUUGGUGGGCCGGACCCGCUGAACCCCUACUGCGGGCAGCCCUGUGCCUACGACGCCACCACGGGAACCGUCUUUUGGGGCUUUGCCACCGCCCUCAUAGACCUGGCGGCUCUGGGCAACUCCAGCAAUUCGCGGCUGCGGGGGCUGGCGGCGCAGGGCUACCGCUACCGCCUCAGCGCGCCAGCAGGGGCGGCGGGGGCGCAGGCGCAGGCUGAGGCGGGGGAGGCGGAGGUGCGGAGCGUGGUUGUUGCAGGGAGCGAAGAGGCGUUGGAGGAGCCGGUGGAGGCGGUGAUAGAGAUGCCGAACACGCAGUGGCUGCUGCAGAUAUCCCCCGCCAGCGGGAGCUGGAGCCCCAGCUGGUUCGUGCCCGUGCUGGCGGCUGUUGUCGUACUCGCCGUGGCGCUUGCCGUACUGCAGUUUGGCGUACUGGUGUCCAGGCGCCAGCACCAGUCCGUGCUAGAGGCGCUGCUGCCUCGGGAGGUGGUGCGGGAGCUGGUGCACCGGGAUGCGACCACUCUGGGCCCACGGGUCAUUCAAACAGACACCCCCGCCGAGGUGCUCCUGAAGCUGCUAGGCCAGCUGCUGGAGGGCGGCCGGCCCCACCUGCGCGACAUCAUCAUGGUUCGUACGACAGUGCUACGAAACCUGGACAUCUACCAGCCGCUCAACCUGGGCAGCCAGAUCAAGGGAGCCAACCUGGACGAUGACGUGGCACGCUCGCUCAUGCGUCAGCUGGGGGGUACACUGGAGCGAGUGGAUUCACUGUACGACGAGAUCCCGGAGGAUGACGUCAUUCAGCUGCAAGCGGUGGAGGAAGCGGAGGCGGGCGCCGACCUCCAAGGCAUCCAAGUAGAAGUUGUCGGCGGCGGUGGCGGCGGCAGUGGCGGCAUCAACGGCGAUGCAUCGGCGAGCCGCCGCCUGCAUGAUUACGGCACACUGACGGGGGCGCUAGCCCUCAUCUUGACGCCGCAACCGGCGGCGUGGUACGGCGACAGUGGCGGCGGCGUGGAUUCUGCUGACGGCGGCGGCGCGGCGCAUUCCGACGCUGCGUUACCUACAGUGGGCAUGGAGUGCACGCUGGCAGUGAGUCCGGAGCCCUCGCUCACAGUGACAGCGGCGGCGGGAGCACAGGGCAAUGUAGGUGUUUCAAUGGCCGCCGCCUCCGCCGUCUGCAGCGGCGGACUACCUCCGGUGGGCCCUUCCGCGACGGCUGCGACGGCUGCGACGGCGGCCUCUGCCGUUGCUCCGAUUCGGCCCGGGUUGUCGGCAACGCGCGGCAGCGGCAGCGGUGUGUUGAGAGCAGCGGCGGCCAGCGUCAGUGCCCUCCUGCUGCCGCCGCGUGCAGCGACGCAAUCGGGCACUGUAACUCCCGCAGCGGCCUCCGCCGGCUGCCCGCAAGACGACCCCAUGACGUCAGCAUGUUCAACCAACGACGUCACACUCGAGACCGUGGCGGUUAGGACGUACGGCAGCGGCCGUCACCGUCGUAGCUGCAGCAACGCCGCCACUGCCACCACCAACACCGCCGACGGCGUCUUCCUGAGUGCGCCGCCGUCGCCGCCGCCGACGCCGCUAUCACCCACAGCGCCUCCACCGCCACCGGCGCCGUCGUCAUCCCACCACCAAACCCAACUUAGCACCGCACCGCCCUCACAUCUAGCCCACGGCUCUUCCUCCUCCGCGCGACAUCCGGGCUUCAUGAUCACAACCACCGGCUCAAGUGGGGGCAUGCUGCCCUCGCGGUCUCCCCUUGGGGCCGCAGGCGGCAGCAGCGGCGCCGCACCACAGGUAUGGCCCUGUCGCCACCCGAAACGCAGCAGUCUGACCCAACAGGGGCACUCCACUGCGUGGCUGCUACUGCCGCCAGCCCACAGCGCAGGCAGCGGCGGCGCCGCCGCCGGCAGCGGCAUCGCUGCGGCUGCUGCUGCGGGCAGCGGCGGCGGGCCAUCAGCACAUGGGUUGCAACACACCCCCUGUCUGUCGGCGACCUAUAGCGGCGGCAGCCUAGGAAUGCAGGAGGAUCGGGAUCGGGAUCGUGAACGGCACAGCAGUCGACUGUUAGGGGGCUUAAACGGGGCAGGAACCGGGUUGCUGCAGUCAUUAACGGCGCGGCGGCAAGCACUGCCGCCGCCUGCAGCCGUCAUUGAGGAGGUAGAGCGGCAGCUGGCGGCGGCAGACGGUUGGCAGUUUAAUGCGUGGCGACUCCGGGAUGCAACCCAGGGUCACCCGCUGUCGGCGCUGGGCUUCUACUUGCUGCAGCGGGCGGGGCUGAUAGCCCGAUUCAAGAUGAAUCCUGUCACGGUUGCCAGGCUGCUCCGCCACAUCGAGGCCGGCUACCCGGGCAACCCCUACCACAACGCCACGCAUGCCGCCGACGUGCUGCAGACCCUGCAUGCCAUCGCACACGGAGGGCAGCUCUCAGCCCACUACCUGGACCCGCUGGGGCUACUGGCGGCGUACUUUGCGGCGAUCAUUCACGACUACGGCCAUCCGGGCCUUACCAACGACUUCCUAACCGCCACAAGCCACCCGCUCGCGCUGCGCUACAACGACCGCUCCCCCCUGGAGAACCACCAUUGCGCCGCCGCCCUCACCGUCAUGAUGCGGCGACCCGAGCUGGAUGUGCUGGGGGCGCUCAGCAGCCAGGAGCGAGCAGCCUUCAGGAAGCAGGUGAUUGAGAUGGUGCUGGCAACCGACAUGAAGCAGCAUUUUGCGCUGCUGGCGCACUUCAACACCGUGCACCGCCUCACAGCCUACUCGGCCGCAGCGACGGGCUCCGGCGCGGCGCAGACUCCCACCCAGCUGCAGAGGUCCAGUCGCACACUGCUGCAGCAGCUCCACCCCUCGGGCCCCUCCGUCGUGAGCCCGCCUCGCCCCGCGCUCAGCGGCGAUCUGGCGCCCCGGCCCCGCGACGAAACGGAGAAGCUGCUGGGGCUGCAGAUAGCGCUUAAGGUGGCGGAUCUGGGUCACCUGGGGGAGGAGCUCGAGGUGCACCAGAGGUGGCUAGGAGUGCUUGAGGAGGAGUUCUUCCUGCAGGGCGACCGGGAGCGGCAGCUGGGGCUGCCCAUCAGCCCCCUGUUCGACAGGGCCAAGCAGGGCGUCAGCAAGAGCCAGGUCGGCUUCUAUGAUUUUGUCGCUCUGCCGCUGGUUCACGCCCUGAGCAGCGCCUUCCCGGGUUGCCAGCCUCUCAUGCGUUGCUUCCUGGCCAACUACAAUCAUUGGCGGAGCGCCGAGGGACAACCCCCCGCCCCAACACCCACCUCGUCCACCGGCCCCAAGCCAAUACCGCCGCACCCUCCCCAGAGCCCCACACCUGCCUCCGCCGGCGCCGCCAACCUGCCCUCCGCCCCCACCGCGUUUCCGUCCGUACCGCCCACACCGACAGCAGCAACCGCGGCACCGGCGAUAACCACUGCAGCAGCGACUGGCCCUGCAGCAACUGCAGUUGGGGCCGUAGCUGCUGCACCAGCCGGGGCUAAUCACGACGCCCUGCCGCCAAAUCCUUUCGCCAGCGCUUCUGCAGAAAUUGAGCAACCUGCGGAUGAUGAGGCCUGAUGAAACAAGCCAGCUGAUGAGAGGUCGCGCCACAGCUGUCGACCGCUGCCGUGCGCACACAUUUGAAUUUGCUACCGUACCAGCAUCAUGUCCGUCUUCAUACUUCUCGGCAGCGGACGCCAUUUGAACAGCAGACAACCAAAGCAGCUGCUGCCACUGCCGCGGUGCUCGUCCUCAUCACACAUGCAUGCAAAGAAGAGUGCACUGCGCCGCUAGCAUGGGCUGCCUACGCGCGUCGUAACCGCUGGAGAAGAAGGUUAUCUACCGAAAUCCACCAUCGUCCGAAGUCGGUGCUGGGUCAUGGGUAUGUGUUGCACUUUGCAACCACGGCGUGCCCGUUCGUUGGCCUGUUCGUGACAACUCCUCAUCCAGCUGCCUAUUGUGUACAUCAAACACCAUCCUGCGUCAGACCUGCGGGGGCCACUAGUAGCAUUUGACGACCAACGCAGUUUGCAUGGCGGGCUGCAUGGAGGCCGGACGGGCGCCUACAGAGUUUGGAAUGUUGGCCGUCUGUUGUGCCAUCUGGGAUGCCUGCAAGUUGCGUUUCUGACUGCGGUGUACUGGUGUUGGUAUGUCGGCAGCAGCUGUAAGCCCAGCAACAAGCCUUCUUUGUUGUGCGAUGUGCUCACUUCGCACACCACAACGCAUGCCCGAUCAAAUCCUAUGUGCGACGCAAUGCACUGCAACACCAUUCCCCGUACGGCCAAAGCGGAUGUACGGCGCUGUACCUGUGACUAUGCAUGGACCCUAUGCGUGACUAUGCAUGGACAUUUUCUUUCGGUUAACCACGUCCGGGUUCGGGUCCAACUUGCUCACAACAUGUCUGCUCGCAUGCCUUUUCGGCGUGGAGAUUGAAGCACGCUUUUUAAUCUGUUGGCGGAGGCAGGCGGUUGUGGUACGUGGGACGCUAUGUCCUUCCUGAGGGUUUUGGGCGCAACGUUUUGUGACUUCCAACUAUUGCCGCAAGGCAGAGCGGUCCAGUUUUGAUGCACAUCGAUGGUUUUGUAGUGCUGCAAGCCACGCACCGCAUGCGGUCUGCUGGCUGGUCCGUGCGCUUUCCGUACAGGUUCCAUAAUCGUUGAGUUGUAGUUAAUAUUCAUCAUCCCGAGCAGUUCGUGUUUCACCGUGUGUGUUUUUUUGCUUAAAACAAAGGGAGCUUAAAGAGGCACCUGAAGCCUCCUGCGGCUGUUCGUUCCUGAACCCAAAUGUUUUAAAGGCUUGUAUGCCUGGGAGCUGCUUGCAACUUGCCAUGCAGUCACCCCUUAUCGUGCGAGGGUGGGUGGACUGGGUGGCCAAACGGAUGUGACACCUGCCCCAAAGCAGAGGGAGUAGGAGUAUCACCAUACUUGUUGAGCUUUGCAACGUUUUCGCCCCUGUGGCCGUGGCGGCCAGGUCAUACAUACAGCCAGAAGGACGGAAGCGUGCGGGUUUGUAGGGUUUGUAACGCCACAUGACUUGUGGCCAGGCGGCUGGACGUAAUAAAGUUGUCGUCAUCAGUUGCGGUAUCCGACAUUUUACCCGAAGUCUUCACAGGUUCCCGUUCCCCGUGAUUGAUAGGAGCUUGUUGGUAUAUGCGUCUAUCUUUGAACUACUAGGGUAGCAAUAUUCCACUUGCCAGGAGGUGUGCAGUGUAGAGGGGGACACACCCAGCUUGGCGGGGUUUUGUGGGUAAAGACUCUACUAUGAUAUGUAAUAAUGUAAAGGCCCU